AUGGCUUCUGGUUUCGGUUAUACAGGUGGUCGAACGAGGUGUUUCCCUCUCUGGCAAGAGUUCUCAAAGUGCUACGCCAGCGCCGAAAAGCCAGUAGAUUGUGUAGCUCAGAAAGAUGAUUAUAUGGAAUGUUUACAUCACACUAAAGAGAUCGCCCGUGCCAAAGAGAUCAAAUCUCAUUUCGUCCAGACCCAAAUUUCUCAAUCGUCCGACGCUAGAAAGGCAGCUGAGAAAGCAGCUACGGGAGUCAUAGUGUCUUUGGGAUUGGUAAAAGAGGAAGAGGGGCAAUGA
Molecule: messenger RNA, 291 nt
Organism: Kwoniella botswanensis
Lineage: Eukaryota; Fungi; Basidiomycota; Tremellomycetes; Tremellales; Cryptococcaceae
Exons: 5
Coding region: 1-291 (96 amino acids)
Biological process (GO): mitochondrial respiratory chain complex I assembly
Source: RefSeq, a predicted model, not a curated record